This is a messenger RNA of Camellia sinensis, 774 nucleotides long. The record is from RefSeq and is a predicted model, not a curated record. Lineage: Eukaryota; Viridiplantae; Streptophyta; Magnoliopsida; Ericales; Theaceae.
AUGCUUUGCCUUGGACAUCGUCCUGGCGCUGGAUUUCGUGGUUUUCUUCGUAAGGUUUCUUGCUUUAUUAAGACUCUAAAAGCUUGUCACCAAAUUGCUUCUGAAGUUCAAAGAAUGAAGUCCAGAGUCAUCGAUAUUUCGAAGGGACAUCAGAGGUACCAUGAUAGAUAUGGUACGUUAGAGCAAGGCUCAAGCUCAAGGUCCAUUGGUCUUAACACAGCAUGCCAUGAUUAUCGUGGCGAUGCCCUUCUACUCCAUGAAUUUGAGCUUGCGGGCAUCGACAAGCCCAAAUCGCAACUAAUUAGGUGGUUGGUGCAUGAAGACCCCAGACUCAAGGUGCUUUCCGUAUCAGGAAUGGGCCGAUUGGGCAAAACAACACUGGUUAAAAAGGCCUUUGAUGAUGUAGUUGUGAAGAAUCAUUUCCAGAGCCAUGUUUGGAUCACUGUUUCCGAAUCCUUCAAGAUUGAGGUGCUCCUAAAAGACAUCAUCAAAAAACUUUUUGAAGAACUCGAGCAACCAGUUCCACGAGGGAUGGACAACAUGGAUACCAACAGCUUGAAAGCGAUAAUUAAUGCUUUCCUACAACAAAAUAGGAAAACAUUUAUGGAGAAUUCUUGCCCUUCACAUUUGGAAGGACUUUCAAAAGCCAUCUUGAAUAGAUGCGAGGGAUUGCCGCUUGCAAUUGUGGCAAUUAGUGGUCUUUUAUCAACAAAGGAUAAGAGCAGUGUGGAUGAGUGGGAUAAUAUCUACCGUAGCCUUGGUGCAGAACUAUAA